UAGAGAGAUGAGUACUGCAUCCGGGGCACGAUUUCGCCUAUUGUCUGGGUUACGGAAUUGGCCUAGGGGAUCGCGCAGCCUCGCAUUCAGCCCUAGCGCGGUUGCGGUCUGAAGGGAGCGAAGCUCCCUGCCGGGUACAGGCGGUUUUCUGUAUCCCCGGGAGCAGCUGCUCGGAUUCAGUGAUGGAUCGUAGCUCGAAGAGGCGGCAGGUGAAGCCUUUGGCAGCUUCCCUGCUGGAAGCUUUAGAUUAUGACAGUUCAGAUGACAGUGACUUUAAGGUUGGAGAUGCUUCAGAUUCUGAAGGCAGUGGACAUGGCAGUGAAGAUGGAUCAAAGGAUAGCGGAGAAGGUUCCUGUAGUGAAUCAGAAGAAAACAUAUUGGAGGAAGAGCUGGCAGAAGAAGAGGAAGAAGAAAAAAAACCAGAGGAAAAACUUAAAAAUUCAGGUGGAGAAGAACUGCCACUAACAGAGAAAAAGACUAUUAAAACUGAGAAAAAAGAAGAGGAGGAGGAGGAGGAAGAUAGAGAAGCAGAUGAGAAGGCAAAAAAGAAAAAGGAGAAAGAAAAAGAGGGAGAGAAACCCAAUGAAGGAGAUGCUGGUGUUGAUGAGCACACAAAUGAGCCGAAAAAGUGGAACCUGAGAAGAAAUCGCCCUCUCUUAGAUUUUGUAUCUAUGGAAGAACUAAAUGAUAUAGAUGAUUAUGAUAGUGAAGAUGACAAUGAUUGGCGCCCAACUGCAGGGAAAAAGAAAGGGAAAAACACAUUACGCAGAGAAGGAAGUGAUGGUGACAAUGAGGAUGAUGAAGAUGAUGGGAGUGGAAGUGAUGAGGAUGACAAUGAAGAGGAAGGCAAUGAUGAUGAAGAUAGCAGUGCUGCUAGCGAUGGGGAAUCCAAGAAGAAAAAAAACAAAGCUCUUAGCAGAAAUAGUGUUGAGGAGGAGGAGCUGACAAAUGAUAGCCUGGCUCUUUCACAAAGCAAGAGCAAUGAGGACUCGCUGAUUCUUGAAAAAUCUCAGAAUUGGAGCUCCCAGAAAAUGGACCAUAUUAUGAUUUGUUGUGUUUGCCUUGGAGAUAAUAGUGAAGAUGCUGAUGAAAUAAUUCAGUGUGACAAUUGUGGAAUAACAGUACAUGAAGGUUGUUAUGGUGUUGAUGGUGAAAGUGAUUCUAUUAUGAGUUCUGCUUCAGAAAAUUCCACUGAACCAUGGUUCUGUGAUGCUUGCAAAUGCGGAGUCUCUCCAAGCUGUGAACUUUGUCCCAAUCAAGAUGGAAUCUUUAAGGAGACAGAUGCUGGCAGAUGGGUCCAUAUUGUUUGUGCACUUUAUGUUCCCGGAGUGGCAUUUGGAGAUAUUGACAAAUUGCGACCAGUAACACUUACAGAAAUGAACUAUUCCAAGUAUGGUGCAAAGGAAUGUAGCUUCUGUGAAGAUCCUCGUUUUGCCAGAACUGGUGUUUGCAUUAGCUGUGAUGCUGGAAUGUGUAGAGCUUAUUUCCAUGUGACCUGUGCUCAGAAAGAAGGCCUAUUGUCAGAAGCUGCCGCAGAGGAAGAUAUUGCAGAUCCUUUUUUUGCUUACUGUAAACAACAUGCAGACAGAAUGGAUAGAAAAUGGAAGCGUAAGAACUAUUUGGCUUUACAGUCCUACUGUAAAAUGUCUUUGCAAGAAAAACAACUUUCACCUGAAGCUCAGGCUCGGAUUAAUGCCAGACUUCAGCAAUACCGGGCUAAAGCAGAAUUAGCACGCACCACAAGACCACAGGCAUGGGUUCCAAGAGAAAAACUGCCACGGCCACUCACUAGCAGUGCUUCAGCAAUACGUAAGCUUAUGCGUAAAGCUGAAUUAAUGGGCAUUAGUACAGACAUCUUUCCUGUUGAUACUUCAGAUACCAGUUCCAGUGUGGAUGGAAGACGAAAGCAUAAACAGCCAGCAUUGACUGCUGAUUUUGUGAAUUAUUAUCUUGAGAGGAACAUGCGCAUGAUUCAGAUUCAGGAGAAUAUGGCAGAACAGAAGACAAUUAAGGAUAAGCUGGAGAAUGAACAAGAAAAACUUCAUAUAGAAUACAACAAGUUGUGUGAAUCUUUAGAAGACCUUCAAAAUAUGAAUUCAAAGCUGCGAAAUGAAGGGCAGGGAAUGUGGGCUCUCCUAGGAAGAAUUAUUGGACAGAAACUAAAUAUACCAGCAAUUUUGCGAGCACCCAAGGAGAGAAAGCCCAGUAAAAAGGAAGGUGGAACUCAUAAGACUACAACCCUUCCAGCAGUACUUUAUAGUUGUGGGAUUUGCAAGAAGAACCAUGAUCAGCACCUCCUUUUGCUGUGUGAUACUUGUAAACUCCAUUAUCACCUUGGAUGUCUGGACCCUCCACUUUCAAGGAUGCCAAGGAAGACUAAAAACAGUUACUGGCAAUGUUCAGAAUGCGACCAAGCAGGUAGCAGUGACAUGGAAGCAGACAUUGCCAUGGAAACUUUACCAGAUGGAACUAAGCGAUCAAGGAGGCAGAUUAAGGAGCCAGUAAAAUUUGUUCCACAGGAUGUACCUCCAGAACCAAAGAAGAUUCCUAUCAGAAACACGAGAACUAGAGGACGAAAACGAAGCUAUCUUCCAGAGGAAGAAAAACCUGAGGAACGGAUUCCAAGAGAAAGAAGACAAAGACAAUCUGUCGUACAAAAGAAGCCAAAAUCUGAGGACUUAAGAACAGAAUGUGCUACAUGUAAAGGAACUGGAGACAAUGAAAAUCUAGUCAGAUGUGAUGAAUGCAGAUUAUGCUAUCAUUUUGGUUGUUUGGAUCCUCCCUUGAAAAAAUCUCCAAAACAAACUGGCUAUGGGUGGAUUUGUCAAGAAUGUGAUUCUUCCUCAUCUAAAGGUGAAGUGGAUGGAAUGAAAAACAAGUAUCAGGAGGAUGAAAAUGAAGCUGAAGGAAAACAUCCCUCUCAAGAGAUAAACAUGGAACAGAAAAAUUCCAAAAAAUAGAAAUAUCAUUCCUCUUUGAAACAUGUUUUCAAAAAAUUAAAUGUCAUUCCUCUUUUAAAUGUGUUAAGUAGUAUCCAAGUGAUUAAUGUGUCUCAUUGUAAAAAUUAUAGAACAUUCCCAAUAAAAGACAUUGGAAAUUAAAAUGUAUCUUACUCUGAGGAAUUGUUUAAAUGACUCUUUAUAAUAUUUAUGAUUAAUAAAUCAUGAUUUUUUUAUUUCUCUGUCAUACACACACACACAAUAUAAAAGCAUUAGAAUUAUGUGCAGUAUAAUCUUUGUCAUUUUUUUGAGAUACAAAUUUAUUGAAAUUCUUCAUUGUGUUAUUUAAGGUAAAUGGUGAAAGACUCAGUAGCAUUCAGAAUGUAUCCCAUAUCCCACAGCAUUUCUAUGUGGUUAGUAAUUAAUUUUGGUAGUUACAAAUUUUAAUAAUUAGGUAACUAUAUAUAACUUUUUUCUGAAUUGAAAUAAUUGUAGACAUCACAUUAUUUCAAUAAUAAAAUAUAAUUCUUUGCAUCCCGUCUGAGUAAUUCAUGUAUUUAGCAAACCAUGUUGGGUUAGCUCAAAAUAAAAAUUCAGCUGUUGUUUGUUAAAUGAUAGUUUAUAACUUUAUAUUUGCUUAAUAAAGCAUAACUAAAACUAACCAAAGG
Molecule: messenger RNA, 3607 nt
Organism: Protobothrops mucrosquamatus (brown spotted pit viper)
Lineage: Eukaryota; Metazoa; Chordata; Lepidosauria; Squamata; Viperidae
Gene: PHF14
Product: PHD finger protein 14
Exons: 19
Coding region: 183-2960 (925 amino acids)
Biological process (GO): regulation of transcription by RNA polymerase II
Source: RefSeq, a predicted model, not a curated record